AAGUAUUAAAGUCUGUAGAAUAUUAUCAGAUAGUUGUUUAAAACAUGUAGUUUGGAUUUUAUAUUGCCGAAUUACACUGAAAUCAUGUUUAUAGUAACGCUGUUACAUCGCCGCACUUUGAAAGUAAAAUAUCUGAGUAUUUUCUCUGCACCCAAUUAGAUUGCCAUUGUGGCCUCGGUUCCCAAACUCCCAACUCUUCCUAAUAAAUCGCCUGUGAGACUUCAGCACUGAUACUUCAGCGGAGCCAAUUAAACUUUCCGUUUUCCCAUAUGCGAAAUUACAAUUAAGCAAUAAAAACUAACGAAAUGUGCCCUUAGGCCCUGUGGCGGCAAACGAACAAGUGUUCGCUCUGCAGCGGCUUCCAAGUGCCUGGUUGCAUCCAAGGACGAAGGACGACAGACGAAGAGGAGGCUGACUGGGUGAUGGGAGGCCAACAGUUUCCUGCCUGCCGCGCUCCGCCUUCGAAGGAUUCGCCGUCGCUCGGUGUGCGACUUUAAUUGAUGUUUCAUUUCCGUUGCAAAGUGCUUCCGUUUUCCUGGGCUCCGCGUCCGCCGUUUGUUUUGUCCAACUUGCGGGGGAGUCGACUGCCGACCUGGUAAUUGAGUAUCAAUGCGGUUUUAAGUGAAAAAUGCUGCCAACCUUUGGCAACCGUCCGAGCUACCCACCCACCCAUCCAUUCAUCCUCCCAUCCAUCCAUUCACCCAUCCAUCCAUUCGUCCAUCCACCCAUCCAACCAUCCACCCAUCCAACCAUCCAACCAACCAACCACCCAUCUCAAUGGCCGACCAUUUCCGUUUUUAAUCUUUUGCCUUGAUUUGCUCGCUCUGCGCUUCGUUUUCGUUUUCAUUUCAUGUUUUCUGUGUUUUUUCAAUUGCCUCGUGCUCCAUUCAAAUGGGGUUAAUUGAGUUUUAGUGGCCAGGACUCACUUUAAACUGAUUACAAGCUACCGCCAGAGGGCGUGCUGGUGGUGGUGGUGAUGGUGGUGAUGGUCGUAGGCUUUGCAAGUUUGUUUUGCAUGCCACUCGGCUAUUUGGUGGCUGUCUCUCGAAAUAUUUGGAGCAUGUCAGCUUGCCAGCCACUCGAGUUUCUUGGCCCAAGACCACCCAUCACCCAUCACCCACCAGCAACCAUCCACCAUCUACCACCAACUUUCCACUUUUUUUUUGCCGCCUGGAAACGAAUUAAUGUAGAAGUUGAUUUGUGGCAAUCGACGCUUGGAUGGCUUUUGAAUGCUGCUUGCCGGCGAGUUUUAAUUGAGGCGCUCGUCUGCCUCUUAAACAGGAAAUUAAGAAAGUUUCUCCUACCAGAGCUCGCUCUAUGAUUAUGGAUCCAGGCGAGUGGCAGACAGAUUAAGUGUCAUUAGCGAAUUCAGCAAGGUGAUGGGACAUGCAGAUGUUGGUUAAGUACGCUUUUCCUGCUGCAAAAAACCAGCACACUGUACGAAACUCAAUGACAAGAACUUAAGCGCAGAGCUCCAGUUUUUAUGCUACAAAAUGACAGAUAUUUUGCCCAGUGGGUAUAGUUUCAGCUGGCAGCAGUGCAAAAAAAACCGAAAGGAGUUUAUAUUCGUCUUGCAACAGGUUCAUCUGGCUUAACUAUAAAUCUUACAUGAUUUUCAACUACUCAGUUGUUGCUCUGCUGCUCCGCUUUUUUCCUUGCAACUGCCCCAAGUGACCCCUUCUUUUUGCUCUCCCAUCCUGGAAAGCAUCCCUUGAUUUAUGAUCUUCCCAACUUGGUUUACGAGUAUUGUCGCAUCGUUUGGCCGGCACUUUUUCCGCCGCUCGCCGUGCAUUUUCUUGUCCGCCUCGCAGGGCUUAUCAACUAAUGAUUGAGGUCAGUUGGCCAACGUCUGCUCCCUGCCCAUCCGCCAAAUAAUUGCCGGCAAUUAAGCUUAAAUGCUGGCUGGCCUUCCCUUCCUUGGGGCAAUGACAAAUGCAAUUUGAAGAGACUUCCCACUUUUUGGCCCCGAAACUUGGCCAAACUUAAAUCGAUCGAAAACUAGUUUAUUAAAAUAAAUUCGUAAAUUCGUAGAGGGGAACUCUUUGUUUCGGCAGCAGUUAAACAAACACAAGCAGGUGUGCUUGACAUUUUAAUUUGAAAAAUCGAUGGAUGCCAUGCAAACGAAGUGUUUUAGCAACUGUGUAAAUAUAUGGGUAUUAUAUCACUACGACUUAUGCCCAUCCACCCAUUGAUGAAGAAACCUGUCAAAUAUUUUGUAUGAACCAAUUGUUAGGCCCAAUCUUGGGCACAAUGGGUAAUCAAACACGGACAAAGUGCGAAAAUUGGUUGAAGCUGAUGGCACACUUGUGCACACUUGCGAAUUGAAAUCAAUCGGUGGCGAAGUGGCUAUAAAAGCGGUGGUUCUGGCAGGAAAAGAUUAACAUUCGCCAACUGCCGCAACCAACAGCAACAUGAGGAAAUCACUACUGAUCGUGGGCUGCCUCCUGGUGACCAUCUUCUUGACCCAUCUUCCAACCGGGCUGGCCGUCUCCUGUGCCGAUGAUCCCACCAAUGCGGACUGCGUCGAUUGUACGCUUCCCGCGAAUGCGGCUGAAGCCGACUGUGCCACCGCCACUCCGGAGACCACGGCUCCCACAACUGACACGGACACGACCACUGCGGCCAGUGCCGCUGAAGAAACCACCACCGCCGCCGCUUCAGCCAGCGACACGACCACCGCCUCAUCCGGAAGCAACUCAGGCAGUGGCAAGCGGAAAGUCAAGAGGACCUACAAGCGGAAGGUGAGCCGCCCGAGGAAGAUCAAGACGAGGAGGAGCAACCGGCGCAGGAACAACAGGAGACAGAACUCUGGCUAAGCACACUGGACAUUAGGCGCUCAGCGAUGGAAUCAGCAGGACACGGCAAUGCUACCCUAUACUCGCAAACCACUUUAGUUUAAGUAUUCAAAUCAAAUUCACAUUGGGCCCACAAAAUAAAUAAUUAUUUCAGAGGUAGUAAAAGUUGGAUAUGUUGUUCUUGAAAGGUGUUAGCUUGUUUAGUAUAUUAUAUAUAUGUUUUGUAUAAUUAAAUCAGACAUUGCACAGAUCUUGCAGAGUUACCAUGUGUAAAGAAUACUUAUAUCCUAAAACCAAACUAAUUUGGCAGUCAACUGAACUACUAAACUAAAUAUAUAGAA
Molecule: messenger RNA, 3136 nt
Organism: Drosophila yakuba
Lineage: Eukaryota; Metazoa; Arthropoda; Insecta; Diptera; Drosophilidae
Product: protein new-glue 1
Exons: 1
Coding region: 2412-2816 (134 amino acids)
Source: RefSeq, a predicted model, not a curated record